Messenger RNA from Ustilaginoidea virens, 2712 nucleotides. RefSeq lists its product as uncharacterized. The record is from RefSeq and is a predicted model, not a curated record. The transcript has 9 exons. Bases 1 to 2712 code for a protein of 903 amino acids. NCBI's taxonomy places the organism in Eukaryota, Fungi, Ascomycota, Sordariomycetes, Hypocreales, Clavicipitaceae.
AUGACUGAUAAUGCCAUGAUGGCAUUGGUGGCCCGCUCAGCCUCGCUUGUUCUUCUUGCGUCGGUGCUUUGCGGAGUUUUGGCUGCCAACGACAAUUGCUCCAACACCUUGUCCUUGGACUAUCCCGCUCCAGUUGCGGCCAAGGGAUGGUCAUAUCGUGUCGUUGCAAAUGGGUUUGCUCGACCACGAGGGCUCGUCUUCGAUCAAAACCAUGGCCUCCUCGUUAUCGACUCGGGCGUAGGGCUGACGCACCUCACCCUCCGGGAUAAUGGUGGCACAUGCUUGUCUGUCACCAACAACAAGACUCUGGUCAGGAGCAAGGAACUCAACCAUGGCAUUGCCCUCUCCCUAGACGGAAAGACGCUCUAUGCCUCAACGUCCGAAAGCGUCUUUUCCUGGGCCUACGACGCAGAGGCAAUCAGUGUCAGUGAUUCCAACAGAACCCUCGUCACCAACAUGAACAAUUCCGAUCAUACCAGUCGUACCCUGCUUCUCUCCAGAGCGAAACCCGGCACCUUGCUUGUGUCUAGGGGAAGCAACUCCAACGUGGACCCAGACGCCCGUGACGUCCAGUCGGGCCAUUCGCAGCUGCGAAGUUUCGACCUGUCCAGGCUCACCAAUGGCGAUGGGCCAUUCGACUUUCUGAAUGGUACCCUCUUGGGCUGGGGUCUCCGCAACUCAGUCGGCAUAGCUGAGCACCCUUCAACAUCUGAAAUCUGGUCCGUGGAAAAUUCUGUCGAUCAGCUGCGCCGAGAUGGUGUUGAUAUCCACAAUGACAACCCGGCGGAAGAACUCAAUCACCAUGGCACCCUUGAAGAGCCCAACGGCGGCAACUACGGUUAUCCUGUGUGCUACGGUAUCUGGAAAGCCCAGGGCUUUCCGAAUAUCGGUUCCCUAACCACGGGCGACCAAUUCCCGAUUGACGGCGCUCCAGAGGCAGUAAAUGACAGUUCGUGCAACACGCAAUUUGUUCCGCCUCGUCUGGUCUUCCAAGCACAUACGGCCCCGCUGGACCUCGAAUUCAACAAAGACGGUACCACGGCAUAUGUCUCGUUCCACGGUAGCUGGAAUCGAGACGAUCCGACUGGUUACCGUAUCGCCAGCAUUUCAUUUCGAAAUGGUCAACCCGAUGACUCACGAAACAGCACAGUUGCUGCCACUGACAUCCUGACCAAUCCUGACCUGAAAAACUGCCCAGACCGAUGUUUCCGCCCAGUUGGCUUGGCCUGGGAUUCCAAGGGUCGCCUAUGGUUCACCUCUGACAGGACUGGAGAGAUAUUUGUCCUCGAGUAUAAUGAUGGCCCUGCAAACGGGUCAGGUUAUUGCGAGGAUAUUGGAAAAUUCGGCGCCAUUAUACUAUCCGAGGCAAUCGCCAUUUGCGAGCACGCGCAGCUCAACGACCAAGCACAGGAAAACAACCGCACCGCCGCAGUCGCCACGGAUAACGAGGCAGAGCCGUCGCCGCCACCCCAGUAUCCCGCCUCCGAGGCGUCCUCUUCCUCCCGUCCUCCGCCCUUUUCAUCUCUCUUCGCGCCCCUUGACGACCCCGUCGGAGAAUCGUCUGGCAGGCUCGCCGCCGAUUCUGCAGCCACAGAACCUUGUGCGUCGGCAGCUGUAGCUGCGCCAGCCUACUCUAGCAGUCCCUCACCGGAGCCAGCGCCGUUUCAACCGUACCGAGCUUCCUCGAGAGUAUUCUACGAUCCAGUCGGUGAGACCAAACGCGCCCUCCCUCGAGAUACCAAGGGAGGAUCGAGUCGCAAGGACGAAGAAGCCGAACCACCACCAGCAUACUCGGAAGGCGACAGCCCGCUCGAGACAUUCACAUACGUCAUGUCUGCCGCAGGUGGUGCCGCGAGUAUCAUCACGCAGGUCCAACAAGGAGGACCGCCUGUUAACUCGAUUGGAGAUGUCGGGGCCGAUGAGACGAUAUCCAUGGACCUUCGUGGCACCCGAUUUGUCCUCUCGCGAGACGAGCUCUUGACGCUACCCGAAUUUGUGCUUCUUUCUCUGUUUCCCAACGGAUUGUUUCCAGACGGUCGCGCCAACGGCUUCGGUGAUGACUGCGCCGUGCAAGUCGAUUACGAUCCAGCGUCUCUUCAGUACAUGCUAGACUUCUUCCGAAACGUGGCCCAGUCGAUACCCACGGAGUCGUCGCCGGGUACAUCGCAGGAUGGCGACGCCAUGUCUGUCGAACCAUUGGUAUCGCGAGAUGACUCGUCCAAACGAGCAGGCAUCAUCGUCUUGAGAGAAGAUUUGGAUUUCUACGUGAUCCCGCCGCGCGCAGACAUUAGUCAGCCCGACAUGAUUGAGGUGAAGCGUGCUGCCGCGAGCGCGCUGCAGCAACAAGGCGGGAUAUUCUCGGGCUUGAAACGUAGCGAUGAGCCUGGCACGACCGAGGCGCAUCUCAUCGAGAUGUUGACAGCCGGCGGGUUCAACCAUGACGACACUUGGGGUCACCGAGCUGGAGAACCAAACAAGGCCGUCAUCUGCAGCUUGGCCUUGGCCCGCUUGCGCAGCGACAUCAGAGGCAACGACAUGGGCACGAGUGCCGUGGGCAUGGCGCAGAAGCUUCUUUUGUUCUGGAGAAAACCUGCGAGGAGAUGCUGGUGGGAGGGGGUUGAGCUGGACCAUGUCGAAGGAGUCGAGGGCAAGCUCAAGGUAUGGAUCCGGAGAGUAUGGACGCUGGAGAUGAGUGUCAUUGGACUGCGCUAG